UGUGGCAGAGGUGUAGUCCUGGAGACUGAUAGUCAAUGCUAGACUAAAGUAGACAUCAUCUACUAUCUGAUGGCUGUGAACUGAAUCUGGGGAGGGUAAAAGGAUCUCUAGUCUGGGCCUAGGGUGUUUGGGGGCUAGUCCUACUGCCUCCCACUGUGAUCUUGAGGGAAACAUCCUUCAAGACCCGCAGCAGGACAUGAGUGAACAGGAAAGGGAGACAGAAGAGGAUGAAGGCGUUACCUCAGACACAGCACCCAUGCUACCCCGAAGAAGGUCUGCUGAUUACGAUAUCUCAGUCCCGGCACCUAUCCUGGCCACCCGAGGCCUCAGGACCCUGGUGCUGUCCGGCCAGGCCCUACUUGGGUUCCUGCUUCAUCUGCUGCUACCUGGGACAGUCUUCCUGCUAGUGUUGCUGCCAGCAGCUGCCAUUGUCUACCUGGGAUUCCUGUGCCACUCAAGGGUUCACCCAGCUCCGGGUCCACGAUGCCGAGCGGUGCUCUCAGACCGCGGCUCCGCGGCACUCAUUGUGUUUGGAUUCCUCUCCCUGCCACCACUUCUGGUGCUCGCCUCCGCCGCCCGCUCCCUCCUGGUCCGGCGACUACGCCCUGUACUGUCUACCCCCGCGAGGACCCCCGACCCGCGCUGCCCGCUCAGGAGCAGCGAAAAUCUGGCCGACGACCGUCAGGACAAGGAGAAACAACUUUGUGCUUGGGUCUGACACCUCAGAGGUCUCUCUGUCGAGAACCUCCCAGUUCUCUUCCCUUGAUCCCCGAGAAGUGGAUGGCUGCCUUGGGGCUCUGAGCGCAGUGCUUGAAGUCGCCAGGAGAUGGCAACCGGGUCCUUCAGAAGAGGGAGAAAAGGUGUCCCUCUAAGAGAAGCAUUUGUCCUCCACCCCCUCCGUGGUCAGCAGCCAGCUUUGCCCCCAAACCAUGCAUAAUUCUAGAAGCUCCAUUGGCUAAGUAGCAACCAGACUUCGUGGCUCAUCUUGUGGGCUCAGCUGAGUCCUCCAAGGUCAGCCAUGACCUUGUCCAGGACAAAGAUCAGUUGGGUCCAUGGUCAAACUAUUACCAGAUCAGGUUUGAAAUAGGAUCUGGGAUCAGUGAUUCCGUAUAAGUGCAGGGUCAACGUGUUGU
Messenger RNA from Arvicanthis niloticus (Nile rat), 1133 nucleotides. It is a transcript of the gene Tmem278, whose product is annotated as transmembrane protein 278. Gene Ontology annotation, cellular component: plasma membrane. Gene Ontology annotation, biological process: negative regulation of canonical Wnt signaling pathway. Lineage: Eukaryota; Metazoa; Chordata; Mammalia; Rodentia; Muridae. Gene Ontology annotation, molecular function: PDZ domain binding. The record is from RefSeq and is a predicted model, not a curated record.